AUAAGCAGUGACUGAUGUUUUUAUUCAUACAGGAACUACACUUAUCUAUUUUAUAUUACUCACAGUAAAGACGGCCUUGCCCACUUACUCAUUGUUUUAUUUCAUAAUCCUUCUCUAAGGUUUCUUUUCCCGCCACAAUGACGAAUUUCCAAACGAUGGACUAGUUGAUCAGUCUGCGCGAACCCUUUUCGCCCUGUCUGGUUAGGAGUUGACUUCGACAAUGUAACCGCACCAAAGAAACCAACACAACCGAGAACGUAGAUACAUCUGAGCUUUUAGACUAUAAUGUAUUCCAAAAUGCAUUGCACGAACACCUGCGAGCUGUAAGCCAUGAAGACGAUCAGAUGCGUUCCACAAAUUCUUCUCGGUUCUGCUCGUCGCAAGAGUCCGGUUUUGUGUUGUUCGCUUGGAUAAGACGGCAAAUAUGGACAAAGGGACCGACUUUAAUAGAUAAAGCAUUUGAUAGCGAAACGGAAUUGGAAAAAAAAGUUGGCGUUCAUCCAAUAUGAAAAUGAUGCGCUUCCAUUGAAUUGCAGUUUGAAUUGCUACAAACUGGGUCAGGAGAAACCAGAAACUGUGUUGUCUGCCUGCUGUGUGCAAUCAGUCUAUUACACUGCAUGUAUAACAAAUAUUGUAUACAAACGGCAGACUGUUGGUCGGCCGGAAACGCUAUUAAUGCGAUAGCAUAGUAACAUCCCUCUUUUUCUUUUUAUUUACUAGUUUAUUAUUAGUGGAAUUUAUCUUAUUUUUUGUUUGAUUUUAUUGUAAGAUGAGACUGUGAAGAGCUCAACGGAGUAGAAAGGAUAAAUUCGGCAGUAACACACUGACCACCAAACCGUACACAUCGUGCCAUUCUUGAUCGUCUUCAAACAAUGGAGGAGACCUCAAAAUCUAAAAAUGAGCUGUUAUUCGGCUGGGCGGAUUAUUUACUCUUCACUUCAACCUUACUGAUGUCGUUACUCAUUGGUGUCUAUCACGCUUGGCGAGGCAGUAACUCUACCUCCGAAUAUUUGAUGGGAGGGAAGAGCAUGGGUAUAUUCCCCAUCGCAAUGUCUUUGGCUGCAAGUUCCAUUUCGGGGACGACAUUAUUAGGAACUCCAGCUGAUGUGUACCUCACAGGCACCAUGUAUUUUUGGAUGCCAUUGGCUAUGUUCCUUUGUACUCCAGCUACCGGUUACCUCUAUCUAUCCAUGUUUCAUCGUCUUCAGGUCGUUUCAGCUAAUCAGUAUCUUGAAUUACGAUUCAAUCACAUAGUGAGGCGCAUCGCUUCCUUCCUUUAUAUCGUCAAACAGUUGUUUUAUAUGGCCAUCAUAGUGUAUGCGCCGUCAUUGGCCUUGAAACAAGUAACCGGAAUCAAUGUUUACAUCUCCGUUGGAGUUAUGCUAAGUGUCUGUACCUUCUAUACUGCUCUUGGUGGACUUAAAGCAGUUGUCUGGACUGACACUUUACAAAUAUUUGUCAUGUAUGGUUCCUUUAUUACGGUACUUGUCAAGGGAAGCAUGGACAUAGGAGGACUCGAUACGGUUUGGCAGCGCAAUUUUAAUUCAUCUCGCACAGAAUUUUUUAACAUUGACUUCGAUCCUACGACCCGCCAUACGAUUUGGUCUUUGGUUAUUGGAGGUUUCUUUUAUUGGACAUCUUUUUACGGAACGGAUCAGUCCAUCGUUCAGCGUUUUCUGGCUAUGCCAACGUUACCCAGAGCACAAAUAUCCAUGUGGUGUAAUUUAGUUGCAGCUGCUGGAAUCGUUGGCCUUGCUUGUUUCGGUGGUAUGAUUGUAUACGCCAAAUACUUUGAUUGCGAUCCUUUAACAUCCAAAGUUAUUGAGAAAGCUGACCAGAUCAUGCCUUUAUUCGUCAUGGACACCGUUGGAAGUUUACCUGGUUUGCCUGGCCUAUUCGUCGCAGGUGUUUUCUCUGGCGCAUUAAGUUCUUUGUCAAGUGGUUUGAAUUCUGUAGCUCUAAUCGUGCUGGAGGAUUUUAUUCGGCCUUUCUUUCCACUCAUUGAAGAUCAAACUGCCACUAAGAUCACUAAAGGGGUAGCAAUUUUAUUCGGAUGUAUAAACUUCGGAAUGGUUCUUCUCGUCUCACAAGUCCAGACUAUCUUGGAUGCUACUCUCAGCUUUAACGGAGCCGUCAACGGAGCAACCAUAGGGGUCUUUAGCUUGGGUAUGUUCGUUCCGCAAGCCAAUUCAAUCGGAGCCGGUUUCGGUUUAUUAGCAUCAUUUGCAACGAUGAUGUGGCUUGGAAUAGGAUCUCAAAUUGCAAAAUCGCGUGGACUAAGUCACAAUCAAUUGAAAUUGUUGAGAACCGACAGUUGUCCACUACUCAAUUCAACCGCGAGCGCUGCAAUAAGCAAUGGAUCGAUGAAUGAAGCCGAUUCUGUAUUUGUUUUAUGGAAGAUUUCGUACCUGUGGUACACAAUGAUAGGAAUGUUGAUUGUGCUGAUCCUCGGGACAAUAGUCAGCUUUUUAUCCGGACCACAAAAUCCUCAAAAACUUGACCCCAAACUUCUUUGCAAAUUCAGCAACUGUUUUCGAUCGAGCAAAAAGGCUGGAGAGUUGCCUUCGGACCCCAAAACUGAUGACAUUGAACUAGAAUGAAUUUUAUAGUUUGACCUUUCAGUGAAACCUUGGAUUAUGCACUCCUUAUGAGUUAACACUUUUGCCCCAAACCAUAAUUCAUCUCCU
This is a messenger RNA of Daphnia pulex (common water flea), 2687 nucleotides long. Its product is annotated as sodium-coupled monocarboxylate transporter 2-like. Gene Ontology annotation, biological process: transmembrane transport; sodium ion transport. The transcript has 18 exons. Gene Ontology annotation, molecular function: symporter activity. Lineage: Eukaryota; Metazoa; Arthropoda; Branchiopoda; Diplostraca; Daphniidae. The coding region runs from base 873 to 2600 and encodes 575 amino acids. The record is from RefSeq and is a predicted model, not a curated record. Gene Ontology annotation, cellular component: membrane.